CAUGAGAAGCACAAGGAAAAGAAAGACCCAGAGCAAGCCCACAGGCACAAGAUAGAAGAGGAGAUUGCUGCAGCAGCUGCAGUUGGGUCUGGUGGGUAUGCCUUCCAUGAGCAUCAUGAGAAGAAAGAUGCCCACAGGCACAAGAUAGAAGAGGAGAUUGCUGCAGCAGCUGCAGUUGGGUCUGGUGGGUUUGCCUUCCAUGAGCAUCAUGAGAAGAAAGAGACAAAGGAAGAAGAGAAUGACUCUCAUGGAAAAGAGAAAGACUCUCAUGGAAAGAAGCACCACCAUCUCUUCUAAAUCUACAAAUAAAUACUAUAUUUUAUA
Molecule: messenger RNA, 324 nt
Organism: Prunus avium (sweet cherry)
Lineage: Eukaryota; Viridiplantae; Streptophyta; Magnoliopsida; Rosales; Rosaceae
Source: RefSeq, a predicted model, not a curated record